AUGCCCAUGCCCCUCAAGAUGCCCAUGCCCAUCGGGAUGCCCAUGCCCAUCGGGACCUGUGGUGCUGGGGUGGGAUGGGAGGUGAUAAAAAGUAGGGAGGGAGAGCUGCUAGAGGAGAAAGGUGGUGGCACCAGGGUUGGUGUUGUAGAAGGUCUGGGACAUCUGGGACAGGCCAGUCCCCACCAGAGCAGGUCCCGGGCGGCCUUCGGCGGAGCAGGUGCUGGUAAUGCUGAGCCCGUGCUGCGGAGGGGAGCAGCCAGGAACAGGACGGUGCCACCGGGGCCCCUCGAUAAAUCUGUCCCCAGCUCCACCUUUCCCUGCACGGAGCCACACCGGUGCCACCUGGAAGGGUGCUGGGAGAGGAAGCUCCCCCAGCGGCUUGCCCGGCUGCUGGAAGGAGCAGGCGGAUCCCAGGCUGCCAGCAGAAGCGGCUGCGGCUUCCCCGGCUGCGAGCGGAGACCCCGCACGGGCUGCAGCCAGCUUACAGCUGCUGGACAAUCGGGACAGUUACAGAAACUUGGUGUCCUCGCAGGUGUUCUGGGUGCUGUGCUCAGACACACCAGCACCCACGAGCCAGCAAAAGCUACGAGUGGCAACAAAAAUCCUCAAACACAUCCCAAAACCAUGGGAGCAGCCGGGCUGGCAGUGGGAUCCUCUCCGGCCCCCAAUCCUGGUGCAAGGACAGGGAGUCACAGCUCGGACCCAGAGAUGCUGAGAGGCAGGUCUCAUCCCGCUGUCACGGAGCUCUCCUGGGUGACUCUUGCUGCUCGCUGUCCCCAACGCUGCCGGCCUCUGCUUCCUCUUGCUGACAGAUGGGUGGAGAACUGCCCUGGGAGCAGCGCACGAUGGAGGUGUGAUGGUGCAGGAGCUGCGUGCAUCGUCCCCACCUGCUGAGGCUGGGCACACGUCACCCCCGUUCCUCUCCUGGCCACCAGCUGCCGUGGCUCAGGGCAGCAUCACCACCUGCCCUGCUCACCGGUGGAUUUUGGAUGCUGCUGUGCUUUGGGGAGGGAAUAGCCUUGUGCACGAGGACAGCGCAGCUUGCCCAGGUCACCUCCCUCCUCGUGCUCCUGCAGCCCGAGGGACCUUGAUGAGCGUCACGUAAGGAUUUUGCCUUGGGGUUUGUCUCUCUGAUGUGACGAGGAGACAAAGUUGGAGCCAUGGAGCUGCAGAGCCCCAGCCUGGUGGUGCUGAAGGGGAGUGAUCCAGUCCUGUCCUUGCUCCUGCCUGUGUGAGGGGACCACAGGUCUACAUUUAGCCAUGCCAACAGCCUGGCACCGUACAAACUGCCCCUCUCCUGUGGCCGCUGAACACCAAGAGGAAAGCUCUCAUCCUGUCAGGCAGGGAAUCCAGCACUCUAGCCCUGCUCCCAUCGCUCCCAACUGGCCAUGGGCCACUGGGGCUGAGCAGGGAUGGAGAGGGGAGCAGGAUGUGGGCAGCUGAGGGACGGGGGACAAGGAGGUGCCUUCCCUUGGAAGUUCAGACUGCAAACCCAGACCCUCCUGGGCCAUCCCACAGCUCCCAUCAGAGGUGGCUGUGCCCCGUGCCCUCCUGCAGCAGGAGGAUCGCCAGCCUCAGGGCUGCUCUGCGGGGCCAGGCUGGGCUCUGGUGCCACAUCUGCAUGGGUGGCAUCUCCCUCCGGUUCCCCCACGGCCCGGCUUUGGCUGCUGAUUGAGUCGGCCCAGAGGUAACGUGUUUGUGAUGAUGAUGUGAUGCGGUGACCCUUCGCUUCUUCCCUGAAACGCGUACGUGUAGAUGUGGGUUUUGCAGUUAUGAAUGUAAUUCCACAAUCCACUUAGGAGCCAGUAAUUUUCUGGCUGAGGUGGGAAGCUGCUGACAUCGUGUGAUACAUGACUAGAUUGAUUGUAUUUACUUACCCUUUAACCUAAUAAAGAAAAAUAAUGUUCCUUCA
This is a messenger RNA of Anas platyrhynchos (mallard), 1912 nucleotides long. Lineage: Eukaryota; Metazoa; Chordata; Aves; Anseriformes; Anatidae. The record is from RefSeq and is a predicted model, not a curated record.